AAGCCAUUUUUAGACMGAACGAAGCAGAAAUCCAAGUAGAAGUACAAAACGACAGAAAUUGGUUGGAACUUGAAGUUGAAGCUCUGCGUCUAAAAUAUUCUUUCGGGGUCAGAUUGUACGCCUCAAUGGCUGCAAGCUCUGAAGCAGAAAUGAAGAAGGAAGAAGCAGAAGGAACCACCGAACAAUACCCCGAACAAAACGACGACGAAUCACAUCCUCCUCUCUCUGCUCGCUCUUCACCUCCCCAUUCCCUCUCCGGCCCCGGCAGCCAACGUCCCUCGCCUCCGGCUCACUCUCUCUCCMUCUCAUCGGAUUUCUCCGAUCACACCUGUCACAGUCAUGGCCACUCCUCCAUUGACGACUCUCUCUCGAUUACGCCGAUGGAGAACUUGCCGCCGUGUAAUCCUCCGUCUCCCAGACCUGUGGCCGCCAACCGCGCGCAGCCCACGGAGCCGAUUGUGGUGACCGAGGUGGAUGCUGAAAUACAAGGCGUACGGAAAGUCCAAGACGUAAGCGAUGCCGAUGUAGAGAGUGGCGAUGGCGGCGCGGUUGGGAGAGGUCGGAAGCUGAUGGCGAGUUUGUCUAUGAAGAAAAUGAAGAGGGAAGAAAUGAGAAAGAAGAUCUUGUUAGGGUUCAGAAUUUGUGGAUUCGCCUUCUGUUUGGUGUCGUUCUCGGUUAUGGCUUCUGAUAAGAAUCAGGGCUGGGCUUUGGAUUCUUUCUAUCGCUACAAGGAAUUCAGGUACUGUAUGGCAGUGAAUGUAAUUGGGUUUCUUUACUCUGCACUUCAAUCCUACGAUCUUGUAUAUUUUCUCUCCACUGGGAAACACAUGAUCCUUAAUCACUUCAAGCAAUACUUCGAUUUCUUUAUUGAUCAGAUAGUAGCAUAUCUUCUUCUAUCAGCUUCCUCUUCGGCUGCCACCAGAGUUGAUGACUGGCAAUCCAAUUGGGGCAAAGACAAGUUUCCAGACAUGGCUGCUGCAUCUGUGGGAUUAUCCAUCGUUGCAUUUGUAGCUUUUGCCUUGAGUUGUCUCAUCUCUGGUCAUACCCUCUGUAAAUCUGCUUAGGUAACAUUUCUGAACUUGCUUAUUCGCAAAUUAUUCAGUGGUGAUAGCAACAAACCAAUCCUCCUAAGGAAAUAUACAAGAAAGUUUAUCAGAACUUUGUGCAGUAGGUAAAUUUCAUUUUCUUCACUGGAAAAUACUUGGGAGUUUUCAUUGUUACUCUGCAAAUAUGAUGAAGAAUUGAAGAUGAACACUUGUUCUGCA
Molecule: messenger RNA, 1265 nt
Organism: Momordica charantia (bitter melon)
Lineage: Eukaryota; Viridiplantae; Streptophyta; Magnoliopsida; Cucurbitales; Cucurbitaceae
Product: CASP-like protein 4A1
Source: RefSeq, a predicted model, not a curated record